AUGAAUAAAAAUAAAAAAGGAUUUAAACUUUUUUUUAUAUUUCCAGUUAUUGCAUUUGGAUUAGGUACUUGGCAAGUUUAUAGAUAUGAUUGGAAGAAAAGAUUAAUUCAGAGAGCAAAAGAUAGAAUGGAGGAAGAUCCAAUCGAAUUAUCAAAUUCAUUCAUAAAGAAUUUUAAAGGUAGUAGUUUUGGUGAUUUAAAUAAAUAUGAAUUUAGAAGAGUAUAUUUAAAUGGAAAAGUAAUUGAUAACCAAUACGUCUUACUUGGACCAAGAUCCAUUGAUGGUACAUUGGGCUACUACGUCAUCUCACCAUUACAAUUAUCAGAUGGCACUAGAAUUCUCUUAAAUAGGGGUUGGAGUGCUUCAACCCCAAAAUCAAAUUAUAAAAUUCCCUAUGCAAUUGAAGAAUUAAAAUUAAUUCAUCAAAAAGAAAAAGAACAAGGACAACAACAAGGAAAUCAAGAAUCAAUUUUAUAUAGAUAUUUUAAUAUUUUAGGUGUAAUUAGUAAAACUAAAGAAAGAGGUAGUGCAUUUACACCAACUAAUCAACCUGAGAAAGGACAAUGGUAUAGUUUAGAUGUUGAUGCAAUGGCUGAUCAAUUGAAUACCGAACCUUUAAUGAUCAAUACUAUGGAUGAAACUGAAAUUAAUUCCAAACCAUCAUCAUUACCAAAUCCACAAUUCAAAAGAUUCGAUAACGAUGUUGAAAGUAGUUUCCAUAAUAAACAUAUGUCUUAUAUUGGAACUUGGUAUACUUUAUCAGCUUCAUUAUUUUUUAUUUAUUUUAGAUAUAUGAGAAAAUUACCAAAAUAA
Messenger RNA from Dictyostelium discoideum AX4, 813 nucleotides. It is a transcript of the gene surf1-1, whose product is annotated as surf1 family protein. Gene Ontology annotation, cellular component: membrane; mitochondrial inner membrane. The record is from RefSeq and is a predicted model, not a curated record. The transcript has a single exon. Bases 1 to 813 code for a protein of 270 amino acids. Lineage: Eukaryota; Evosea; Eumycetozoa; Dictyosteliales; Dictyosteliaceae.